Messenger RNA from Myotis lucifugus (little brown bat), 1838 nucleotides. RefSeq names its product membrane associated ring-CH-type finger 1 (gene MARCHF1). Gene Ontology annotation, cellular component: early endosome membrane; lysosome; cytoplasm. NCBI's taxonomy places the organism in Eukaryota, Metazoa, Chordata, Mammalia, Chiroptera, Vespertilionidae. The record is from RefSeq and is a predicted model, not a curated record. The transcript has 7 exons. The coding region runs from base 119 to 997 and encodes 292 amino acids. Gene Ontology annotation, molecular function: zinc ion binding; ubiquitin protein ligase activity; MHC protein binding. Gene Ontology annotation, biological process: protein polyubiquitination; antigen processing and presentation of peptide antigen via MHC class II; immune response.
CAGGAAAUGUACUCAAGAAGAUUUCUGAGAGAAUAUACUCAGUUGUCCUGCUGUGAUUAAACAAGACACGGCUGUAUUUUAAUUUCAGAAAUUGAAAAGGGAUAAGAGGAAGGAGAAAAUGCUGGGCUGGUGCGAAGCGAUAGCCCGUAACCCUCACAGAAUCCCAAACAACACGCGAACACCCGAGAUCUCAGGGGAUUUGGCUGAUGCCUCACAAACCUCCACGUUGAAUGAAAAAUCCCCAGGACGAUCUGCAAGUCGAUCAAGUAAUAUCUCAAAAGCAAGCAGCCCAACCACAGGAACAGCUCCCAGGAGCCAGUCAAGAUUGUCUGUCUGUCCAUCCACUCAGGACAUCUGUAGGAUCUGUCACUGCGAAGGGGAUGAAGAGAGCCCCCUCAUCACACCCUGCCGCUGCACGGGCACCCUGCGCUUUGUCCACCAGUCCUGCCUCCAUCAGUGGAUCAAGAGCUCAGACACGCGCUGCUGUGAGCUCUGCAAGUAUGACUUCAUAAUGGAGACCAAGCUCAAACCCCUCCGGAAGUGGGAGAAACUACAGAUGACCACGAGCGAAAGGAGGAAAAUAUUCUGCUCUGUCACAUUCCACGUCAUCGCCAUCACCUGUGUGGUGUGGUCUUUGUAUGUAUUAAUAGAUCGGACAGCGGAGGAGAUCAGGCAAGGCAAUGACAAUGGUGUCCUAGAAUGGCCAUUCUGGACAAAACUGGUUGUGGUGGCCAUCGGCUUCACAGGAGGUCUCGUCUUCAUGUAUGUACAGUGUAAAGCCUACGUCCAGUUGUGGCGCAGGUUGAAGGCCUACAACCGUGUAAUCUUUGUGCAGAACUGCCCAGACACUGCCAAAAAGCAGGAGAAGAGCUUCUCGUGUAACGUAAACACGGACACCAAGGAUGCGGUCGUGGUGCCUGUGUCACAAACGGGUCCAAAUUCCCUGCCCUCCCUGCCCUCCGCAGAAGACAGCCCUCCGGAAGUGAUGCCGGUGUGACUGAUGCAACAGGUGGGAGUUCCUUCAAAGAAGAUCUUUCUAACCUUCGGCCACAACAAAUGACAGAGAUGAUCCUGAAUUACUCACUUUCUGUAUCUUCUCCCCUUUCUCUCACUGACUCGUUUCCCUUAUUUGGCUUAGAAAGGAAAGGAGGAGAAGACACCAAAUGACAAGACCCCAUGAAACAGAGUCUGAAGUGAUACGGAAACGUGACAAGUUUGCUGAAGAGUCGUCUCUGAAAGGAUUAAAAGUCGCCGGAGCGAGGAAUACUUUCAGGCAAUGUUCAUCAUCAGACCAAAUGGGCACACGAGUCUUCACAGUAGCAGGGGAGAGUUUAAGAACACAGACUUGAAUUGCAAUGUGUAAUUCUUCUAAGGCCUCGUGAUGUUAACUAUCUCGUCUGGAAAUAGCAAGCAUAGUUGGUUUUAAGCUUGAAAUUGUCCGCAUUGCCCCUCAGGCACAUCAGAAGCACACUCGGAGGAUGCAUCUUUGAUAUUCACACUUUGACGGAGAACAGAAUUUGAUGGUUAGUGCAGUCCAGUUGUUUUGACAGAUGCAUGAUUUUAAAAGACACAGUAUGUAUUUGAAGAUAUUAACUUGGAAUUCUAUUUAAAUGGUGAACAAAAGAUUUUCAUUGAUUUUUUUUGGGGGGGGGGAUUAUUUGGCUAUUAAAUAUCCACAUAAGUUGAAAUCAAGUCUCAGGUUCCAUAUUUUAUCUGAACCCUCUAAAACAGUGUAGUGUAGCAGAAGUGUAAUGUGAGCUACAAGUGCAGGCUACCUAUGUAAAUUUAAAUUUUUCUAGCAGCCCCAUUGGAAGCUUUUAAAAGAAAAUAAGUGAAAU